ACCCUUGCACAUUUUGCUCGUCAUAAAUGUAUUAUCCCAUGAGAUGAAAACAAAACAAAAACAAGCCGGUAGGAUAUUUAUCUUGUACCUGCGGAAUCCGUUUCACGACGACAAGUGUUUUUGGGUAGCAUCCCGCGCACUAAAGUAUCAUUCUUCCUUCUGCAGUGCCUUUGCAGGUUCGGAUCAGACAAGAUCGUUAUUUUUAAUGUUCGCUUUCGGUUUCUCGUUGAAUUGGCAAAACAAUCACAGUGCAAGUGAUGUCCCUUAGUAGUUGGAUAGUGAGUUUCUUUAUUUUAAAUUUGUAUUCGAUUGGCCUUGCGGUGGUUAGUGCAAGGUUCUUACAAUCGCCUUGCCCCGACGUGUUCACUUAUCAAAUGGAUACUCGAACCAGAGCCUAUUUUGGUCGCAUCGAAUUGAACGAUAUUCAGCCGGGAGAGAUAGCACGGCUACGGGUUGAACUUUCCAUUGGCAUGCAACUGCCACCAAAAUUGGUUGGAUCUAUUGCGUUGGUGAAAUCACGUCAAGCAACAAUCGAAGACAUUAUGGAUGGCAAACCGGCGCUCUAUCGCGUGAACUUCCCGUUGCCCAAUCUGUUACCGACAGUGCUCUCAAUCGAUCUAAAUGGUCAGGUCAUUUGUAGAGGCCAACGAGCGGAUGCACGAGUACUAACCGCCAUAAAACUGGAACACACAUUUUUUGCUCCUGUACAGUUAUCAAAACCGCAACGGAAAGGAAAAACUUUAGAGAUGGACGAUUCCGACACGGAUUUAAUUCUGCGUUUCGAAGAUCAAGUUCAAAUGCAGCCUGCAACCAAGUUUCUGAACAGACCAAUUUUCGAACGAUCAACCAUGGCACCACCCUAUCCAUCAUCAGCAAUGACCACUUGCGGUCGCCUUUCAACUACCUUUAUGAAGAAGCACAUUUUGGACGGAAGACUAGUGAAUCGUCAGGGUGCAUUCCCGUGGAAUGCACCCUUAUUUGAUCGAACGCGGCAGCACAAUCCAAGGUACGUGUGCGGCAGCACGAUCAUCUCCAGCAGGCAUCUUCUAACGGCAGCCCAUUGUGUGUACGAGAUCAACGAAUUCAUCGACCCGGCCAGACUGCUUGCCAUUCCUGGGAUGUACAACAUCGACAACUUUUUCGAGGAGAAUGCUCAGUUUGCAUACAUUGAAGCUAUCUUUCCGCACGACGAAUACGUACCCGAAGAGGACCUGAACGAUUCCGAUUUGGCCGUUCUGCUUCUGAAGAAGAAGUUAACAUUCAACGAUUACGUUGUGCCCAUCUGUCCGUGGCAAGGCGAAAACGACCUGCAAAGGAUUGUCGGCCAGGAAGGUUUCCUUGCCGGGUGGGGGGUAACCGAGCAGGGCGUUGCCACGGUUCCUACCUACAUUAGGAGCACCAUUGUUAGCAGGCGCCAGUGCAAUCGGCAUCUGGAGGGCGUCUACCCGAGUAAUGGACGAAUAUUUUGCGGUGACGGGCAGGGCUCUAAUCCGUGCAAAGUGGAUUUCGGUAGUGGGUUAGCGCUGAAACGAGGCGAGCAGUACUACCUGCGGGGAGUUGUGUACAGGCGGAUGGUAGAUCCAGAAACGUUGAGAUGCGAUGCUGCGAAGUAUAUGGUUUACAUCGAUAUAGCCCCGUUCAGGUAUUGGUUGAAACGUGUGAUGGGAUGAAGUGACAUGCAUAUGUUAAAUUAUUUUAUGUACAAAAAUAUAAAAGUCAUACUUGAAUAUACAAAUAAAUCAAAGUGAUGAAAUGAAACUAAUUA
Armigeres subalbatus is the source of this 1765-nucleotide messenger RNA. Its product is annotated as serine protease gd-like. The record is from RefSeq and is a predicted model, not a curated record. Lineage: Eukaryota; Metazoa; Arthropoda; Insecta; Diptera; Culicidae. Bases 258 to 1670 code for a protein of 470 amino acids. Gene Ontology annotation, biological process: proteolysis. Gene Ontology annotation, molecular function: serine-type endopeptidase activity. The transcript is spliced from 3 exons.